Messenger RNA from Frieseomelitta varia, 1631 nucleotides. RefSeq names its product golgin-45. The coding region runs from base 143 to 1453 and encodes 436 amino acids. The transcript is spliced from 7 exons. Lineage: Eukaryota; Metazoa; Arthropoda; Insecta; Hymenoptera; Apidae. Gene Ontology annotation, cellular component: Golgi membrane. Gene Ontology annotation, biological process: Golgi organization; Golgi to plasma membrane protein transport. The record is from RefSeq and is a predicted model, not a curated record.
UUGCUUAAUAUAUAUAUUUUUUAAAACCUGCACAAAUUUUAUGCUUGUUUGCCUGAAUAUAAUGCAUAUCUUAUUAUUCAUGUCUUGUUAAGUUUCUUUCAUCAAAUUCUAUUCAUCAAAUAUCGACGAAAUUGAAGUGAAAAUGGCCAACGUUUCAAACUCUACAAAAGAUGAAUCUGAAACUAAGUCACAAGAUACACAAGUUAUGGGCUGGAUUAAACGUACACAAGGUGAUGGAAUGGAAAACGUGACAGCUGAGAAAAAUGAAAUUAAACAGACAAAAUACCGCCUUGGUGAAACAUUGAUUUAUCAUCCAACAAAUUUAAAACAAUUGAGUUCAAUUCCACCAGUUAUGCCAAAUGGUCCAAUAGUAAAUUUAAUACCAAGACAUGUUACCAGUGUAAAAGAUGAAAAACAUAUUUUGAAUUCAUUGAAAUCAAAAGAACCAAAGUUUAUUCCUUAUGAACCAUAUAAAGCUGCAGUCAAUCCUAUCAUUCCAUAUGAAAAGAAGAAUAAAAAAUCACAAAAAGGUAAUGUAAAUGUGAAUAUGACUGUCUCUCAAGUUGCUGCGAUGAAACUUCAUGAAACAAAGGUAUCUAAUGAUUUGAAGACAGUAGAGAAAGAUAAAUCUGUAGAAAGUGAAUGGUUAAAAGAAAAGAAAGCAUAUGAAGGUGAAAUACAAAAACUUAAGGAAGAAAAUAGUCAACUUGAAAAUCAGUUGAAAUUUCAAGCACAGGUUAAUGGAGAAUUAAAAAACUUACUAGUAGCUGCUGUUGGAGAAGAUCUUGAAACAAAAGUUCACUUAUUGACUGAAGACAAAUUGCAACUUGCUCGAGCUCUUUUAAAUUCUGCUCAACAUUUGUCAACUCAUCAAGAACAAACAGAGUGGUUGGCAGGUCAAUGUGAAGUAUGGAGGAGUAAAUUCUUAGCCAGUAGCUUAAUGGUAGAAGAACUUGCAAAAUGGAAAGCAGCUCUUUGUCAGAGAACCACAGAUCUUCAGGAAACAAUAAAAAGACUUCUAGAGGAUCGAAAUCUAAUACGAGACAUAUCUCUUAAAACAUACAGAACACUCAGUAUUUUACGUGAAAAUUUUGAUCCUGUUGGAACUGUUUCUUGCAAAAGGCAUGAAUUACCAAGUACAAAUAUAAUAGAUUUAGCACAAGGCUGUUGUCAACUUGCAGAAAUUUUAAAAGUUCAAUUAUUAAGUGGUUUAGAGAAUCUUAAUUUACAGAAGGAAAUUAAUGUAACUGGCUUAGAUAUGAAAACAUUUGCUGAAAAGACUGCAGAACAACUUCUUAUGAGUCCAAAGUUGCUUAUGUCAGGAAGACAAGAUGUAGCUUGUAGUGCAGUGAUGGGAGCAGCUGUUGCAAUUGGUGGCCAAAUAUUUCUUCCACGAAGUGAUUCAAAUAUAACUUGUUGUCCUCAUUGUAGUGGAGAAAUUAAACAAAUUUAAAAAAUUUAUAUAUUUCUAUAAGUUACAAGUAUAGUGAAAUAAUCAUUAUUCGAUACUAUACCUUUUUAAAGUCUGUUUAAAACUCUUAUAUGUAUUAUAUUAUUUUUCUAUAUUUAGAAAUUUAUAAUAUUAUUAUUUAUAAUAAUGACAAUAAAAAUAUAAUCACUUAAUGCCAAUA